Symbiodinium pilosum is the source of this 384-nucleotide messenger RNA. Lineage: Eukaryota; Dinophyceae; Suessiales; Symbiodiniaceae. The record is from the annotation of a GenBank genome assembly.
AUGGAGGCCUACGUGGGCGAAGCUGGGAAUGUGGUGAAGGCAUGGAGUCAGCGUGCUGCGAUCAUUCGCUGCAUGCGCACCCUUCGGGCACCGGAGGUGAAGCAAAAGAUGGACGAGCUUCAACAGAAACAGGUGGAAGAUGCUUUGGACCCACCCAUGAGCCUGAUUCUGGCAGCGGCAGGAGCCUAUGGCUCGACCUACGUAGCCCUACGCCGACCACUUCGAUCGCGACCGCUGCUGCUGCAGCUUGCAGCUUGCGGGCCUCCUGCUGCCGUCCUCUGCAUGGGCGGGCUGUGUAUCGGUCGGAGGUUGCUGAAAGACUUGCUGUCGCGAGACAGUGCCCUCACUCAAGAGCUUCGACCUCAUUGCUCGGAACUUGUCUAG